This is a messenger RNA of Saccostrea echinata, 412 nucleotides long. RefSeq lists its product as uncharacterized. Lineage: Eukaryota; Metazoa; Mollusca; Bivalvia; Ostreida; Ostreidae. The transcript is spliced from 3 exons. The record is from RefSeq and is a predicted model, not a curated record. Bases 29 to 379 code for a protein of 116 amino acids.
UAAUAACUGAUUAUCCUAUUCUUUUUAGAUGAACUAUGUUCUCUGUGAACAAGUUAUGUACGAUCAGAAGCAUCACAAAGCCAUCAUAUACCGUCCCGGAACCGGAUGUUAUGAGUAUCACAUGAAUCACCAGGAAUCUCAGGAUUCUUUUGAUGAUGCACUUAGACCAGAUCUUGAGAUUAAGAUGAUCGAGAAAUUAAACUGCAGCACAGAUAUCCAUGAAGUCGGCCAUCACAGUAUAGAUCAUCUCACCACAGAAAUCCGGAACGCUUGUGCUUCAGUACCUGUAUACAGAUUCGAUCAGACGGGAUCCGGAUGUGCUACAACAACUGAAUUGCCAACCAUGUCCGGCUCAUCUAUUUCUAAUCCAAUGCCAUAAGUGUGUUUAAAGUCAGUUUUGACUGGAUAUAUU